AUGAGUGAAAAUACGGAAAGUGACGAUGCAAACUCAUCCGAUUCAGUUGCAAACUUUCAACCACAAACACUAUCGCAUCAGAUGGUACUGUUCUUCUAUCGCCGGCAAGCUAUCGCACGGGAUUCAUGGGAUAUUUCGUUCUGGGAAAUGUUCCGCACCAGCCAUCCUGCGGUAGGAUUGGAUGCAAAAGCUCUCCGAUCGCACUUUUUUCAUGCAGUAAUGCAAAAAGCUAGCGAACUUGAGGGUCUACCGUACGCGGUGACUCAGUACAUUAAUCCACUCUUCAACCGGAUCCGUGAGGAUGUGCUAGAGUUUCGGGAUCUUGUCGAAGGAACCGAUUACGUGUACAAUCAAGACCCGAACGAUGUACCGACAGUCAGCGAUGGCAACACGAUGCCACCGCUAAACUUACACCCAACCUGCCGCCGGGGAAAUCGUGCUUCAACAUCACGCUCUUCCAAGCGUUACAUAGAUCCAAGUCCUGAGCAGGUUAGAAACUUUGUCGCUGCGGAACUUAGCGAAAUACUCUGGACGGAAGAGGAACGCAGCACACAGCGAUCCUCGCUUAGCAUUAGCGAGUGUCUGCUGCGGAUGGCUCUGCUGACGAAGAAACAGAUUCCGCUGAUUAGCUGCAUCGAACCUGGCAUGGCGUGCUACGAUCGUUUACGGAAAGCCGGUCUGGUUGAGGCGUGCGAUGAGGAUGAUGGUGGCGACGGUCCACAGAGUGAUACGGAUGUAUCUACACCACGAUUUCAGCAAGCGGGUGCUGCCUCAACACCUAUUGCGCAGACGACCCAUCAGCAACUGUACAGCGAGAGUCCGGCAAUUGGGAGUAUCAUCCGGAAGAAAAAUUACGAUUCAAUUCUGAAGCACGUUCGUAGCAAGCCACGCAGAGGCGGUUUAAAGUGA
Molecule: messenger RNA, 909 nt
Organism: Anopheles maculipalpis
Lineage: Eukaryota; Metazoa; Arthropoda; Insecta; Diptera; Culicidae
Exons: 2
Coding region: 1-909 (302 amino acids)
Source: RefSeq, a predicted model, not a curated record